AUGCACGGUUCAAUCAGCUUGAGAGAUGACCGCAAAGGAGAGGUCGAAUAUUGUAGUUGGGUUGUUGUUGGGGACGUUGCUAGUGACGACAUUCGUGGAGUCGUCGACGGGGAUAAUGAAGGGGAAAGGACGGGGCUGACGGCGAUGGCGGUGGGGGUGCUAUUUCCUGGCGCUGAUACAGGCUUAGGCAGUGGUGCUAGUGCUGGUGGUGGUGGUGGUGGUGAUGAGAGUCGCGGCGAAGGUGGACUAGGUUGGGGCCCACAGGUAGACAUAGAGUGGGGGUGGGUGGUUGCGUCUCCUGACACUAGAGACCGACGCCACAACAGCCGGCCCGCCAGUUCACAGAGUCCACCAACGGCCACCAAGACCAACGUCGGCUAUGGACUACUGUCGUCGCCGCCAUCAACAUUUUUCCUCCAUCUAUCUGCAGUCCACAACCACCAGCGCCUCCUCUGCCUUCCCCCGCAACCACCUUUAACAUUGAUUUUCUCCGCCCAAAUUUGCCACAUAACACGCACACGGAUGGACACACAAGGUGUGGGGCCCAUCGCGAAUGGUCACGGUGCAGGCACAGUGAGCCUUCUCGUGUUCUUCGCCGGCGUUGAGCAGAGGAAGGAGCCGGUUGUGGUGCUGCGUAGAAAGAAAAGCCAGGGGUGGUUUGGUUGGCAGCGGCGGCGACAGUAG
Molecule: messenger RNA, 684 nt
Organism: Striga asiatica
Lineage: Eukaryota; Viridiplantae; Streptophyta; Magnoliopsida; Lamiales; Orobanchaceae
Source: the annotation of a GenBank genome assembly